AUGGCCUCUGAGGUCCCACCUUUGCGCAUCCAAAAGGGCGGCAGCAAUGGGCCUGGCUCUUCGCCGUCCAAAUUGCCACGAAUAACGAAUCGUCCUCUGUCCGAGCUGAGUCCUAUGGCAAUUCGCAGAAACUCUCCAAGUUUCCCGCAACCAAAGGGCAAGCUGUUCAGCAGCGAGAGUUCUCCUAUCGGCUCGUCGCCCUUUUCCUCGAGUUCACCGCGACUGUUUUGGCAGGGCCGCGACCCUAGUUCUCCUGCAAGAGAAAAUACCGAAACUCCUCCCGCCUCCUCCCCCCAGAAGCGCUCGUCCAUUGAGAACUUGAAGAAGGCUUCACGAGUGAAGAACAGUAGCAUGUUUGCCCUCGAACAGAGCACUCACUAUGAUCCUUCGCGUCCAACGAUUCUGGACGGCCGCCCUCAGAGCAUGCAGUUUCCCCGGCAGUCAUCACCAAUCCGUGGCUCGGACGCCGGGCGAAAAGAAAACUUCGCGCCGUCGGACCACACCCAGUCGGCUCAAUCACAAGGGAAACAGCAGGAGGAUGAGUCCAAAAGCACAACCAAUCCUGUUACACCCCUCUCGCCAAGUCGACUGAAUAGCUCACCGGCGAAGUCGUCACUGUCGAAGAAGACGGGUUCAGCGUUCAGAAGCAGUGGCUUCAACCCCGAGACCGGCAUAUGGGAGGACGAUGAAGACUUCCAAGACAGACAACUGCCCGCUGGCCGUGGGUUGCACCGUCAUCAGAAAAGUGUCACGUUUGACCAAGCCCCUCCACAAAUCAACGAGUAUGAGAUGACCACACCCGCGCCUUCUUCAAUCGCGUCCGGAUCGCGAGAGGGGAGCUAUGAAUCUACAGAUGAUGAUGAGGAAGAGGACGAGGAAGCAGGCUUUGAGAGAGGCUCAUCAGUCGACCAUGACGACAGCUUCGACGCGUCCCUUGAGGACACUGAGAAGACCCCGGUCGUCUUGCCCGAGGACUGGCGCUUCAUGAGUCCCGAGAACGCCAACACUGACCUGUCUCGUCAUCAAGAAGAUGUCUUCGAAGAUGACUGCGGUAGUCCCGCCCCGACUGCACAGCCAGGCAUUCCAUCUUACCGCCCUCACCAGACAAGCGCAAGCUCAAUUGACUCCAACGGACAGUCUCGUCCGCUCCCGCCACUUCCUCCAGUGGCUAGCUCACAAGGACAUGCGGGUUCUGACAGUCUCUCUGGUGCAUUUGAGCGUAUGAGCGUUGCUUCGCGAUCACUUCCAAGCCCACCAACAGCUACCACCAUCUCGAAAGCAGACAUUCAGAAGAUCGGGAAUGGGACUUCUCUCUCCGCGGAGGACAGACUGAGAUUGAUGGCACUCCAAGAACAGGAGAGAGAACGCCGGAUGAGGCGAAUGGGUUCCAAAGACGCUGUCCCCGUUCGGUGCUCCAGUAGUGAAGACUUUGUCGAGAGUGGCGAUCCACGCCCUACCCAGUCUGGAUCUGGAAGCUCGACCCCACAGCUUUCCAGGGCGUCAAUCCUUGAAGGUUUGCGUGGGUAUGUUGGUACCGACAGUCGACACAGCAGCGAGGAUAUUCCAGAUGCUUCUCGACAGCGGGAUUAUUCCUCUCUCGAUCCUGACGUUCCCAUACCCUCCCUAGAAGAUCCAACGCAACCGCGCAUUAAAGUGGAGGAAGAUGAAGAGCCCGACUUGUACUCUAUUCCGGACAUGUACAUGGGACGCAAUGUCUCAGGUUCAGACGCGAGCACAAGCCACGAUGACGACCUCACCAGCCAGUAUUCGCAACCUUCGCAGGUGUCUUUCCGUACUCAAAUAACGGAGGAAGGAGAAGACACGCCAAAAGCACAGAGCCCAGCUCGAGAGUUGAACACCAAGCCCAUCACAUCUGAGCGCGUGUCUUUGCCAGAUUUUACCGACUUUGGCAAGACAAGCAGUUUCGAUAUCGGCCUUGCCCCGUAUUUGAGCCACAAAGAGGAGACAGUGAAUCCCAUCAGCACUGUUGCGCCGCCAUCUCAAUUACCUGACCUCGCUGCUCUCCGUCAGUCGAUUCAGCGGCCAUAUACACCAGAAAUCCAGCUGAGGCCAUUCCAAAGUCGCCCAACGUUUAGCGCGGAGCAGCCUGUGCCAGCAACACCUGAAUCCGUGGUUAGACACCCUAUUACACGUCAAGAUUCUCCUAGCAAUGUCGACAAUGACGCAGGACAGGAUGAGCUGGCGGCACAAACGGAAAGUGACCGUUCAUUUAGCCCAUCCGACACUGGUUCUGUUUUGAAUCAUGGCAAGGAACUGUCACCUGUCUCUCCCAUCUCGGCCGAGUUUGAUGAGAGCACAGACACGGCGAAAGACAACUCCACUGAUGCAGAAGCAGGCGACGAGACGCCACCCGAACCUGACAAGAAAGAAGGAGAAAAGAAGCGGGUUAGCAGCCUGUUACCCUUGGACAUCCCCACCACAGGACUGGACGAAGGCCUCGGAUUGGGUCUCGAGAAGGAAUUUGACCGUGUUGUGGAAGCCCAGAAGGUAGAGUUUGAACUCUCAUUGCAACGUCUUUAUUACCCUUUUCACGGACGAUUUCCCUCCAGUGAGGUGCCCGACGUGAAGGACUGGAAAGGAGAAAACCCCAUGGAAAACAUCCCAUACCUCCCUAAACCUCGUGGAGCGCGUCCUCUGCGCGGAGCACAUCUUGCUAUUUCUCCCGAUAGAUCUCCUGAUGAAGAUUCAUUUGCUAAUCGAGCUGGCCCCCGACAGAGAGGAUACUUGAUGAGACAGAACACCAAAAUUGUCGUCGCAAGUGAACGUAUAUCUCAGGAUGAGUGCCGAUCUCCUGGGCUUCCGACGACAACUGAAGAUGGUCUGCUGGGCGUGCCCGCGGAGGCUAAUCAGGUCCACGCAUCACCGCGCAAGACGAGUCAACCAACUUGGACUGCUGAGCCAUGGAAUGGAAAGGUCCGACGGAAGAGUAUUCGAGUUGGUGGGGAAAAGGCCGUCAGUAAGCGGAAGCCUGUCGAAGGCCCUGUGCCGCCGUUACCGGGACAGGCAAGCAAUGCUCAAGAGAGCCUCGACGCUGUUGCGGAAGACGAGAUCGGAGAAGAAGAGGAAUGGGAGGAUGGAGCUGAACGUGGUCGACUCUUUGUCAAGGUGGUUGGCGUCAAGGACCUCCAGAUGCCCUUUCCUCAACACGAACGCACCUUCUUCGCUCUCACACUGGACAAUGGCAUGCACUGCGUCACGACUGCGUGGCUCGACCUUGCUCGAAGCGCCCCUAUCGGUCAGGAAUUUGAGCUGAUUGUGCUCAAUGACCUUGAAUUUCAACUCACCCUACAGAUGAAAUUGGAGGAGCCCAAAGUUGAGCGGCCGCAGUCUCCUUCUAAGCCGCCCCCGUCGCCUAAGAAGCAAGGAGCUUUCGGGAGGCUAUUUGGAUCCCCCAAAAAGAAGAAAGAGUCGGAAGUCAGAGCUCAGCAAGAAGCCCAGGCUGUUAGAAGACCGGUCACGCCGCCGUCUGCAUACGAGCUGGUGCAGGGCCUUGUGGCAAAGGACGGUUCAUUUGCUCGAGCCUACAUUUCGCUCAGCGAACAUGAGAAGCAAGCAUACGGAAGACCGUACACAGUAGACAUCACCUGCUUCAACGAGUGGGCUAUGGAAGAGGUCCACGUGGGCAGUUCGAGAAGCAAGAAGAGCGUGACACAACUCCAGCGCCGCCCGCCGUAUGAGAUUGGCAAGUUGGAACUGCAGUUGUUGUAUGUGCCGAAACCUCGAGGAGCCAAGGAGGAUGAUAUGCCCAAGAGCAUGAAUGGUGCAAUUAGGGCACUGCGAGAGGCCGAAGAACGUCUGGCUCAACAAGCGAACAUCAAGGAGUUUGAGGGCUACCUAAGCCAGCAGGGAGGCGACUGCCCGUACUGGCGACGGCGAUUUUUCAAGCUUGCCGGAACCAAGCUGACGGCAUUCCAUGAGACGACUCUUCAACCCCGAGCAACAAUCAACCUUGCGAAAGCCACGCGCCUCAUUGAUGACAAAACGGCGUUGACGCAAAAGGAGACUUCGACCAAAGGUGGCGGCCGCCGCAAGAGUGGCUUUGCGGAAGAGGAAGAAGGCUACAUGUUUGUGGAAGAGGGUUUCCGAAUCCGCUUUGCCAAUGGAGAAGUUAUCGACUUCUACGCCGACUCGACCGCCGAGAAAGAGCAGUGGAUGCAAGCCCUCUCGCAGGUCGUGGGCAAAGGCGUGCAGGGCAGCUCGGCCCCGAUCAAAGGCUGGACUGAAAUGGUGCUCAGACGGGAGAAGAAAAUGAAGACGGCUGGUGCAGGUCAACGUCCGAAAGCCGGUCACCAACGAACGGAGACUUACCAUGCCGGUGGUGGGAUGGGGCAGUCACACAGCCCGGCGAAGGCAGCGGUAGGCCGCGAGGAGAGGCAUCGAAAGACGAAGAGCUGGGUCCAUGUCGCAUUGACGCACGACUUCACAUUUUCACCACUGGUGGUCCUGGACGGCCGCCGAAAGGCCGUGACGCGAGAUUGGAUUCGGCAAAAAUUAGACCAUUUGCUCUCCUUUGAUGGCGAUGUCACUAGUCGGAAGUUCCUGAGGGCUAUUCUCGUCAAUGACUACGGGACUGACAAGCCGAUCGAUGUUUCCACUCUUCAAGCCCUGGAGGAUUAUUGCUGUAAGGUGGUGUUUCGAUCGGAUGCCCGGCUUGAUCUUGUCGAAAACCCCUUCUUUCACAACAUUCAAGGCCUCUUCAAAGCAUUCAAACCAGAGCCUGACCACCAGGAGGCUUUCAUUCUGUCCACCAUCACCUCACAGUCGGAUGACUACGAGCCUCUGAUGGCAAGUACUGGAGGCCAUAUUCUCGCAAUAGCAGUGCCAUCCAAGUUGGCAUUCACCGCGAGUGAGGAAAAGCCCCUGGCUGGGAUAAGGAUAGCGGUCAAAGACCUUUUCCAUCCGGCCUUUCACCUGGCCGAGCCCAUCCCGGCCAAAAUGCAGCUCAAGUCAUCUCAGAGCGGCUUCGGGGGUACAACCUAG
Messenger RNA from Fonsecaea erecta, 5001 nucleotides. RefSeq lists its product as hypothetical. Gene Ontology annotation, molecular function: GTP binding. Bases 1 to 5001 code for a protein of 1666 amino acids. The transcript is spliced from 7 exons. The record is from RefSeq and is a predicted model, not a curated record. NCBI's taxonomy places the organism in Eukaryota, Fungi, Ascomycota, Eurotiomycetes, Chaetothyriales, Herpotrichiellaceae.